GUCACAAUCGCCAAAUCUUACUUUUUCUUUUCUUUUAAAAUAAUGAAAGCGAAAACUCUUGUUUUGACAGAAAUAUAUAAAAAAGCAAUAAAUAAUGCCUUGGGAACGGCGUUCUGCAGAUCUUACAAAAAAAAUUAUGAUAGUAAAAUCUGAAAAUCCUAUAUUUAUGUUUUUCAUUUCCCUCGUAAACCAUUGAAUAACAGUUGGGUUACUAGGGUUUAUGUUGUUUCAUUUUCCCUUCUAAAAUGGCAACACGCGUCAAAUUUCAUCCCCCAAAAUUAUUUCCGAUUAGCCAUUUUAAAAUUUUUUUUUCAUAGUAUUUUGCAAUCAAACUCAAUCCCAUUUCUUAAUCUCCAGUUUUUGCAUCCGCAAUGCGUCAGAGCGACGGUGUUUCCUUCACCUCCUCUUCAAUCAAAAUCCCUCUCCUCUCUUCCAACCUUUCUCUCUCACAAACCUUAGCCUCUCAGCUUGCCAGAACUCGUCUCUCGGCCUUCGAACUCAUUCACUCGCUCAGGAAUCGCUCUUAUGUAAAAAAUUACCCGACUCGAUCAACCGAGUCAACUCAGUCCGAGUUAGGAAUCCGCUCGCUUAUCAGAAGCUCUCCCCUAUUAUGCUCUGCAUCGCUGUCUCUUACGACUCAGAACCACAACAUUGGUAGAUCGCCUCUGCUGUAUUCCGCCUCGUUGUUGCUGACUCAACCGGGCUCGGCCGAGUCGACUCAGUCCGGGUUGGAGGUGCCGCUGAAGGGACAGUCCGCUGCGGCAGGUGGAUACGACGAGGAGAGGGUCCUGAUAAGCGAGGUUCUGGUGAGGAAUAAAGAGGGAGAGGAGUUGGAGAGGAAAGACCUCGAAAUGGAAGCUCUUACAGCGUUGAAAGCUUGCCAAGCCAACUCGGCAUUGACGGCCCGGGAGGUCCAGGAAGAUGUUGACCGGAUCAUUGAUAGCGGCUACUUCUCCUCGUGUACGCCUGUGGCUGUCGACACGCGGGACGGUAUCAGAUUGGUGUUUCAAACAUUUUCUUUUCAGGAACUUGUUUUCCAUCCUAAUGUAGCUCGAUUGGCUUCUUCAUACUUGUUGGUGGAACCGAAUGGGGAGUUCCAUAGAUUGGUCUGUGAAGGAGCCAAUGUUCUUCCCUCAAAGUUUCUUGAGGAUGCUUUUUGUGAUGGGCAUGGAAAAGUGGUAAAUCUCAAGCGUUUAGAUGAAGUAAUUAAUUCUAUCAAUGGAUGGUACACUGAGCGUGGUCUUUUUGGCUUGGUUUCUGGAGUUGAUAUUUUUUCUGGAGGUAUUAUAAGGUUACAAGUUGCUGAAUCAGAGGUCAGUGAUAUAUCCAUAUGUUUCCUUGAUCGAAAGACUGGUGAACCAACUAAGGGGAAGACAAAGCCUGAAACAAUACUUAGGCAACUCACAACCAAAAAGGGGCAGGUGUAUAGUAUGCUUCAAGGAAAAAGAGAUGUGGAUACUGUGUCAACUAUGGGUCUCAUGACAGACGUCAGUAUCAUUACUCAACCUACUGGAGAUGCUGGUAAGGUUGAUUUGCUAUUGAAUGUUGUUGAACGUCCAAGUGGUCGUUUUUCUGCUGGUGGUGGAAUAUCAAGUGGGAUUACAAGUGACCCUCUAUCAGGAGUUUUUGGAAGCUUUGCAUACUCUGAUAGAAAUUUGUUUGGAAGAAACCAAAAGCUUAAUAUUUCCUUAGAGAGGGGCCAAAUUGACUCUAUAUUCCGCAUUAACUUCACAGACCCAUGGAUUGAAGGAGAUGACAAUCAGACAUCUAGAACAAUAAUUGUCCAGAAUUCAAGAACCCCUGGGACACUUGUACAUGGUAACCAACAUGACAAUAGCAGUCUGAGCAUUGGCCGUGUAACAGCUGGUGUAGAGUUUAGUCGACCAAUCAGGCCAAAGUGGAGUGGAACAGCUGGGCUUAUUUUUCAGCAUGCUGGUGUUCAUGAUGAAAAAGGAAAUCCAACUAUUAAAGACUUCUAUAGCAGCCCACUUACAGCAAGUGGUAAGCCUUAUGACAAUAUGUUACUGGCCAAAUUCGAAAGUGUCUAUACUGGUUCUGGUGACAAAGGUUCCUCCAUGUUUGCAUUUAACAUGGACCAAGGACUUCCUGUCAUGCCUGAGUGGCUGUUCUUCAACAGAGUGAAUGCUCGUGCUAGUAAAGGUGUUGAAAUUGGUCCUGCUCGCCUUCUUUUAAGAUUGUCUGGUGGGCAUGUGUUGGGUAAUUUUUCUCCUCAUGAGGCAUUUGCUAUCGGGGGAACAAACAGUGUGAGAGGUUAUAAAGAAGGUGCUGUAGGCUCUGGUCGAUCUUAUAUGGUUGGCUCUAGUGAAGUUUCUGUCCCAAUGCUGGGGCCUGUGAAAGGAGUUAUUUUUGCUGAUUAUGGACAUGAUCUAUGGUCGGGCCCCAGUGUGCCCGGUAAUCCUGCAGGGGCAAGGUCUAAGCCUGGAAGUGGAUAUGGAUAUGGGUUUGGCAUUCGGGUGAACUCACCUUUAGGGCCUUUGCGUCUUGAAUAUGCUUUUAACGACAGGCGGGCAAAGAGGUUUCACUUUGGGAUUGGCCAUCGAAAAUAAGAGGUUUCACACUUUGGGUUGUACAUUGAAAACCAUGGUGCCUACUGCAUUAUAGGAUUCUUGGAUGCUACUCGCCCUUCAUUAAUUGCCAAAAUAAAUAAAUAAAUAAAAAUCCCUAUAUUUACUGGGGAAUGCACAUGGUCGUCCUGAUAAUUUUCCAUAUGCGUGUCUGAGUCACGUUGGGAUCAUUGACGUAAGUUUGAUCUUUAUCGUGGAAGAUUGAACAAAAAGAUUAAUUGCUUGAAUUGAGGAACCAGCGCAGGGGCCAAAUAUUGAUUAAAAUAGUAGCCUUC
Messenger RNA from Durio zibethinus, 2860 nucleotides. The record is from RefSeq and is a predicted model, not a curated record. Lineage: Eukaryota; Viridiplantae; Streptophyta; Magnoliopsida; Malvales; Malvaceae.